Molecule: messenger RNA, 162 nt
Organism: Lathyrus sativus (Indian pea)
Lineage: Eukaryota; Viridiplantae; Streptophyta; Magnoliopsida; Fabales; Fabaceae
Source: the annotation of a GenBank genome assembly
AUGGGAAGAGGAAAAGGAAAUCUUACGGGUUGGAUUGCUCGUGUGUCCGCGGGACAAGUCCUAUUUGAGAUAGAUGGUGUGAGUUUGUCAAAUGCUCGACAAGCCGCUACAUUAGCGGCGCAUAAACCAUGUUCGUCAACCAAGUUUCUUCAGUGGUCGUAA